AUGCCUAAGUCAAGCGGUGAUUGGAACGAUAAUGACAUGGGUAUCCCCAGGCCAGUGAUUCAUUGCGGUGGGAUUCUUGCAAAGCCCUUGACGGCUACGCGUGUGCAAAAGGGACUUCGUUUGCCUGCACUUGCAACUACUUCUUGGUCCAGAACUUCGAGUGUCUUGACUACAACUGACUCCCUACCAGUUGAUACUGGUAGCGGAGCUCAAGCUCCAGAGCUCCACUGCGCAACUCCUACUUCCUUGACGACUUUGCCACCAACCUUCACUUCACCUCCUACCAUCUCCUCGAGCACUUUGUGCCCUCGACCUGCAAAGCACAGUGGUUCCUCUCAGGUGUCAACCAGCCCUUCAAAGAAGCAGAACACAGAAGGCAUGGCCGCGACCCAGCUGCCUGAUGAACAUGGACACGUCCUAUUUGAGGACCAACUUGGACGCCCUCGCGUCGACUGCACCAUGAUGGACCCAGGAGCAAGUGCCUUUUUGAUGGGUACUGGCCCAUUCCACCGUUAUGUGGAGCAUCUCAAACAGCUUGGAUUUGCCGUGGAAACCAUUGAGAUGCGGCGCACUUGCCGGACUUUUCACUUUGGACAUCCAUGGCCCUGGCGACAAAUCACAAUUGGUCGUCAUGGCGAAUACUUGCUGUCCUUGACGGAAGACUAUGAGGCCGAGCUUGCUGAUCAGGUGCCUUCCUUCGAUCUUCGACUUGAAGACCAAGCUGAUGAGUUUCAGUCCUCUGGCGAGGUCAUGGAUUUUCAGACCUACCAGAAGCAGGAAGGUGUUUUCACUUCCAACGAUGACUCUCCGACACAGCCUGGAGAGCGACCUGUCCUGAUCAAGCACUGGAAUCACUUGGACUUUCGACUGGACCACAGCCUGAUCCUCUUGGAUUUGAGGACAUCGCUCAACCUGGACUUGUUGAGCCAGCUGGAUCCGAUGGACUUCAUGGACUUACUGAACUUUUACAUGAUCCAGCGAUGGAUGUGCCGAUCAGCAUGGGAGAGCCGUCACGCGAACCCAGUCCAAAAUCUGAAUUUCAAGCACCUCAAUCUCUUGAACCACCUCAACAUCCAAUUCCAUCUCCAUCUACAGUUCAACACCCUGAACCACCUCAACAGCCAGUUGCUCAAGCUCCACAACUUGACCCAUACACUGCCUCCUUGUAUCAACCUGCGACAGAUGAAGACUUUCGAGCUCACCGGCGAUCUCGAAACUGCGGCACUGCCAACGGGUUGGAAGUUUGAAGACGGCUACAUCACCUUGGAAGACCACACCAAAGAUUUUUGGGAGCUCAAAGCAGGAUGUCUGAUUCGACAUCACGUUGCCUUUGAGACUGAACCCACCGAAGCUUUUGUGAAUGACCAGCACUCACAGAAUGACACAGCGUUUGAAGAGAACUUUGACCAUGAGAAUUUCCAGGCCCCUGUCGAGACCUAUGCAAGCCAUGGCGGCGGCUCUUUGUUGCUGCGCUACGUUUUGCUGGUGACCAUGGUGCAGAGCACAGCUGCAUCAGACCUCUUUUCUGGAAAUCAAUGCAGUUUGGAAGAUGCACCCAUUGAGUUUUCAGAGACAGAUGACAUUUAUCUUUUUCUGGCCUUUGGCGUUUUCCUGCUGUGUACUUUUGGUUUUGGCUUGAUCUGCGUUUUCGCACGACUGCUGAAGGAACUAGUUGCCUCCCGAAGGGACGGGCAUGCCCAGCUACGUGUGGACCAUGCGGAACAGCAAGCUGAAAACAUACAGCUUCAACAGCGUGUCAUCGACAUCAAUGCGCAAAUCACUGACCAACAGACGGAGAUCCGUCGACUGCGUGCGGAGCUGAUAGCUGCCCAAGGUCGAUUGGUCGAUCAACAGUUUGUCAUUGAUGAUCAUGCUGCAAUCAGAGAGCAAGAAAGAACACAAGAUCAAAGAUCUAUUCGUACUGCAGUUGGUCUUUUAGACCGCAUUCUGGAUGAGACACGAAAUUUGAAUCAAGUCAGGAUUUAUUUCGCUGUAACUGGAAGAUGCUGGCACCGUCGCCACGACUGCAACGGAUUGAACAAUGCCAAUCAAGUUGAAGAGCGAUACGCUUGUUCUUUCUGCCUAGCGAGUUUGCCGCCAUAUGAGGUGGGAACCAAACGUGGUAUCAAACAUGGAGCUUUGACCGUCCGAAAUGGGGGUGCAACGAGAGAAAACACCGGGAUAUCACCGAUGAAUUCAUAG
Molecule: messenger RNA, 2202 nt
Organism: Cladocopium goreaui
Lineage: Eukaryota; Dinophyceae; Suessiales; Symbiodiniaceae
Source: the annotation of a GenBank genome assembly